AAUGAACUGGAAGGGUGAAUUUUUGUAUAAAAUUUUGUUCGCAGAGGGGAUAUUUUAAAUAUACUGAGAUGUGUCUCAGGCAGGGCCCGAGGCGACGGGCGGGCCACCCAGGCCGUGGCCCGACCACUUUUUUGCAAAGUAAUAAUUUUUUUUAGCUAGAACAUUCUGAUUUGAGAGUUCUUGUUCCAAAUAAAUUAGCAUUACAUUAACGGUCUUUCUGUAUAAUUAAAAUAAACAAUUGAACUAUAACAAAGGCAAAACUUUUCUUUUUUACCUUUUCCAUUACUAUGAAAUAUGAAGACAUUACAUUGCGCAUUGAUUGUGAAAAAGUGAAAACACGCAACUGAGUAUUUAAAAACACACGAGAUUAUUUUCUGCAUAAAAAUGAAUCAAAAUAAGUUGACAAAGUAUUUUAAAAAUUCUAAAGAUGAUACUAACAAAACUACUACAAAUCAAACAUCUAUCAACGUACAUAAUGUAAACGAAGUAUCAGAGACAAAAAUUGAAAUAACUACCGAUAAACCUUUCCAUCCUCCUGCUACUUAUCCAUUUCCUAAGAAAAAAUAUGGCACCAGAGAACGAAGCUUCCAAGCACAUUGGACUAAAGAUUUUCCUUGGUUACACUAUGCUGAAAACGCACAUGCUGUGGUGUGUUUCUAUUGCCAUACGCAAGAAAAGCGUGGAAACUUGAAGGAUCAAACAAACAAGGACACAGCCUUCACCUCAAAAGGAUUUUCAAAUUGGAAGAAUGCUCUUGAUAGUUUCCGAGGUCAUCAAAGCUCAUCAUGCCACAAAACCGCUUCCUCGUACCACUUGGUUCUACCACACUGUGCAGACGUUGGCGAGUUAAUGGACAACAUUCUCACCGACCAGAGACAGGUUGAACGAAAGUACCUCCUUGAUGUCAUUAGAUGUUUACGCUACCUUGGCCGACAAGGCAUUGCUCUUCAAGGAGACGAUAACAAUGACAACUUCACCCAACUUCUUUAUCUCCUCGGAAGUUGUGGAACGAGAGUUUAAAUGAGAAGCUAGACGCUGGAACGAAGUCGAGGAUUAAUGGGUGUAAAAAGCAGAUGGAGUCAUUUUCAUUCUAUUUUGGUCUGAAUCUAGGACGCAAGCUUUAUGCUCACACAGAUAAUCUGUCCAUAACACUUCAGAAAGAAAAAAUGUCAGCAAUCAGCGGUAAAGAAUUGGCUGAACUUACGAACAAGACGAUGCAAGGCAUGAGAAACGAGAGAGACUUUAAUAUAUUCU
This is a messenger RNA of Hydractinia symbiolongicarpus, 1254 nucleotides long. RefSeq lists its product as uncharacterized. NCBI's taxonomy places the organism in Eukaryota, Metazoa, Cnidaria, Hydrozoa, Anthoathecata, Hydractiniidae. The transcript is spliced from 2 exons. The coding region runs from base 385 to 1020 and encodes 211 amino acids. The record is from RefSeq and is a predicted model, not a curated record.